Lytechinus variegatus (green sea urchin) is the source of this 3192-nucleotide messenger RNA. Its product is annotated as G-protein coupled receptor Mth2-like. NCBI's taxonomy places the organism in Eukaryota, Metazoa, Echinodermata, Echinoidea, Temnopleuroida, Toxopneustidae. Gene Ontology annotation, cellular component: membrane. The coding region runs from base 1283 to 3091 and encodes 602 amino acids. Gene Ontology annotation, biological process: G protein-coupled receptor signaling pathway; cell surface receptor signaling pathway. Gene Ontology annotation, molecular function: G protein-coupled receptor activity. The transcript has 4 exons. The record is from RefSeq and is a predicted model, not a curated record.
UUUUACACCUAAUAUCACUGGCGUAGAUUCAUGCAGCAAUACGAUACAAUUGCUCGGGGUGCGGGGGUCGUUGUGUCACACAAUAGUAUGACGUCAUGUAUCUACGUCCUUGUAAACGACAGAGUCAAAUCAACCAGAUAUGAACUGAAAUUUGAUAACAACCUGAGAAACAACAAUUUGGACAGUGAGGUUAUAAGGGGGGGGGGGUGUUUUCAGACCCACUCCUUUACUACCAGUCAAUGCAGUCAGGGAAAUGAUUUUUGCAAGCGUUAGUGGGGUGAGUGGUCACAUGUAAUGUCAAAUCAGGCAGCUGAGUUAGAUUUACUGUACGGUGCCAUCAAGGAAAGUUUCCUCAACGAGUAAUAGGUAUACCAAUUGAAACUUCUGACUUCACUUUCGUUAUCAACUCGUCCUUUAAUCAUUGUAUAAAACUUUGAACAGGAUCCCCAAACACUUCAAAUACUUUUCUGUGCGUACCCACUGCACUGAAUUGAAACUGAUAACAGCCACCAUUUUCCGCUUUCCUCUUUCACACUUUCCUGCUCAAGCAUGCAGUCACAGUAAAGUACGGAGAACACCGGUAGACGAAAUCAAUUGGUCUACAUAUUCUUGUUCCACGAACAUGAGCAUGAUUUUCAUCUUGAACAAGCGGAUUUUACCAAUACCUAGGAAAGUUUAAAGUGUUCAAUCAUGCGAUGUAUUCUCUACUGUCCUUAGGAAUCCUGCACGACAUGGCAAGUUACACCCUGACUCGGAUCGUUUUAUGAAAGAACUUGUCAGACGUUUUCUGUGUACAGUAACCAUAGUAACAGUAUCUCUCAGCCAAUCAGAAUCAAGGAAAAUUGUCAGAUCUGACAACUUGUCGAAGUUGUCGGACAAAAAUGUUGAUGGAAUGCUCCCCUGAUAUGGGCUCUACCCACUCAUCAAGGAUCUGACCAUGACCAUUUGUGGAAAUGAUCUGACAAGGAAAAGUACCCAAGGUCUGAUAAAAAGACGUGAAUUGUUUUUAUAUCAUUACCGAUUCUAUCAUUUCAAAGAUCUGUCACAAAAGUCGCUCUAAUUUCAUGAAAAAUGAAUCUAGACGGAAUGAAUUACUCUUCGAAAGCUUCUUCAAAACAGUGACCUCAAUUGCAUCUGAAUAGCGGAUGAUUAUUGAACAGUCAAUAUUAUCAGACCUUUAUCGUCACAAUCUCUUAUGAUUGGAGCGAUUGGAACUUGAGUUGUACAACAUCAGUAACUUCAAAAUCGUGUGUAGGCUACAGGAGUAUGAUGGUUUAAGGGAAUGACUUAUUCAAUUUCGAAACACUUAUUUACUCGUUACAAAAUGGAUGAGAAACAUACCACCACCAUUCUCAUUUUCCUGCUUAUGGCAGUCAAUUUUUCGGAGACUGUUAAGACUUUCAGCGGAAUUACGGAACUUAUACUCCCGCAAUCGUCAAACCUGAACAUUACGAAAGACUUCGUUGAUCAUCUUGAUGCUUCUCUAGAAAAUAUACUCUCAGGAGUUGUUGAUGAUGUUAUAGUGUCUCCGAUUCAUAGUACUGAAGCUAAUCCGAUGAUGGUUUCUUUCCUAGCACAUUUUGAAGACUUCGAAAUAAUCCCUGCUUGUCUUUCGAGAGGUGUAUUUUAUUACACGAGUGGAAUGUCUUCUUUUUCAUAUACAAUAAGUAACGUAUCAUUGCAGAACUUUCGAAAUAAUUUUCAUAACGAAUGCUUUGACAAUAAAUACAAUGUAGCAUAUUUUGAAUAUGUUGAAGAGGAUUGUAAAUUUGAGACAUUGGCGUGCGAAUUGGACUUUGAUUUAAAUCGGAUAUCAAGAUAUGAAAUUAAUAAGGGCGGAUCAGUUUUGUACAAUUUUUACUGCAUCUCUGUGGAUUACGCAGAUGGAGACUGUGUGGUGGUAGAUGAGUGGUUAAUACUUGAAUGGGAUCAGCGAAAUUAUUCAAAUUGCUUAAUCAAUCAAAAUGUGAUUAUAUCGUCGAGACCGGACUUUGAAUUCAUCGAUGAUACUGAACUGCAAGAAUCAAGUCGUAUCGAUAUAUUCCCCAUCUUGCUUUCCUGCCUAGAUCUAAAUAUUUCACCACCAAUCAUCCCAGUAAGUGGUGAUCAGACGUGGGAUAAACUCCCAAAUUGGUUAAAGGUGUGUCUACGUAUCCUAAAUGGCAUAUCUUUAUGCGCUCUUCUCUUCUGCUUGCUAACGUUCGCCAUGUUCAAAGAGCUUCGUAAUGCGCAUGGCAAGAAUGUUUUGUGCCUCGUAGUUGCAACAUUGCUAUCUCUCUUUUAUACAUCAGGAUAUAUACCACUCCAAACUGACAAUCCUGGACUUUGUGUCUUAAUAGCUACUCUCAUCUACUUCUUCGUACUCGUACCCAACUACUGGUGGACAGCAGUUGCCAUUUUCCUAGCGUGGACUCUUGGCAGGAAAGGAAUACAUCGCAUGGAAGAAAUCUCUGGGACCCGGUUCUUCACUCUCCUGUCCCUUUUUGGAUGGGGUCUUCCUCUCAUAUUCUCCCUUAUCCCCAUAUUUCUUUUCAUGAGAGGCAUCAAGGUAUAUGAUAUCGACGAAUAUUGCUGGAUAACAAACGGCUGGCCGAUCCUUGUCCUAACAGCCCAAUCUUUCAUACCAUUCCUCAUUGAUUGUAUAUUGUUCGGUCUGGUGAUUUACAGAUUAAGAGAAACUCGACAUAAUCUGGCAUCUAUGGAUUCUACAGGAAAGAACAGACGAAUAGCCGACCGUCAAUUAACAAUAAAGAUGAUGGCAAUCUUUGGAGUCUUCUGGCUUCCUUCUUGGAUCUUCUUUGUGGCUUUUCUUAUCCAUCCCAUCAGCAGUCUAGCAAUCAUCGCUCAAGUUCUAAACCAACUCUCGACUUUCAUCCUUCCAAUUGUGUUGUGUUGUAACAAGCGUGUUGCUGCACUAUGGAAGGCCAAAUUGGCGCCACUAAGGGAUCGUCUCAGCAGCUCAACUAACUCAACUACCAUUGACUCCCGUAAUGCUACUAAAAAACACACAGCGAAUGAUAAACCAUUUAUUCCCAGUGACAAUACUCCAAGAGAUCACAGAAACGUAGAGCUCCAUGAAAUGCAAACCUGAUGGGCCUAUUUUAGGCGGAGGAACGUGUUUUGAUCCGAAAAAAAAAGAUUUAGACGAUCGCUUUGUUUAUGUAAAUCCAAUAACCAAGUUUUAUUAUUUUU